Messenger RNA from Diospyros lotus (date-plum), 645 nucleotides. RefSeq names its product LIM domain-containing protein PLIM2b-like. Bases 1 to 645 code for a protein of 214 amino acids. The transcript is spliced from 5 exons. Gene Ontology annotation, cellular component: actin cytoskeleton; plasma membrane. The record is from RefSeq and is a predicted model, not a curated record. Gene Ontology annotation, biological process: actin filament bundle assembly. NCBI's taxonomy places the organism in Eukaryota, Viridiplantae, Streptophyta, Magnoliopsida, Ericales, Ebenaceae. Gene Ontology annotation, molecular function: actin filament binding.
AUGUCAUUCACAGGGACGCUGGAUAAAUGCAAAGCUUGUGAUAAGACUGUUUAUUUUGUUGAUUUGUUGUCUGCUGAUGGGGCUACUUACCACAGGUCUUGCUUCAAAUGCAGCCACUGCAAGGGAACUCUUGUAAUGAGCAACUACUCAUCCAUGGAUGGAGUCCUCUACUGCAAGACUCACUUUGAGCAGCUUUUCAAGGAAUCUGGCAAUUUCAGCAAGAACUUCCACACAUGGAAGCCUGACCAACCACUGGCCAGGACCUCAACCCCAAGCAAACUCUCUUCACUGUUCUGUGGCACCCAAGAUAAGUGUGCAGCUUGUACCAAAACUGUGUAUCCACUUGAGAAGGUGACAUUGGAGGGAGAAUCAUACCACAGGUCAUGCUUCAAGUGUGCUCAUGGGGGUUGCCCCCUCACGCACUCAUCCUAUGCUGCCCUAGAUGGAGUCCUCUACUGUAGGCACCACUUUGCCCAAUUGUUCAUGGAGAAAGGCACCUACAGCCAUGUCCUUGAGGCUGCCAACAAGAAAACCGGCGCCACCACAACCGAUGCUGAACUGGAAGCAGAAUCUAAUGAAGUAAAAGAAGGAGGAGGAGGAGAAGAAGAGCAAGCCAAAGCUGAACCAGACCAGGCACAAAACUAG